AGAAGCGUGUCUGAACAUGGGUGUUGCUCCGUUUUCCGCUCUACUUCGAUGGCUGGCAUCUUCGCGUUCCGCUCAGGCUGCGUCUGGUUCACAGUAUGUACCAGCGCCUCGUGAUGGAUCGCUCACUCUCCCAGAGGUAUACAAUUGGCACUACCAACACAACCCGCACCAACGCGUCUUCCUCUGGCAUGACCACACGGGACCGGUACAUCUUACUUAUUCCGACGUGAUACCUGCGGCUCAACGCGCAGCUCGCUAUGUCGCCGAAGCUGCUGGAAUUGAGCUUGUGGACGACAUGACGCCCGCCAAACUCGUCGUGAUUCUUGCUGCAUCGGACACAGUCACGUAUGCGACUACACUCAUUGGACUAUCGCUUGCCGGUAUUCCCGUCUUUCCAAUAACUCCCCGUUUCUCCGCUUCUGUGGUAUCGAAGCUUGUCGCGGUCAGCGGUGCUUGCCACAUUUUCGUAAGCGGGGAAGCUGCGAUACAGGAACUUGCUCAGGAGGCGGUCAAGGUCCUCAGCCUUUCUUCUGACAACACCCCGGGGAUUUCCAUUAUGCCAUCCUACGAUGACCUAUAUCGCGUGCAAAGCCCAUUGCACCCUCUUCCUAGUCGGCGGUACGAUCCUUCCGCUCUAGCUAUCAUUACUCACUCGUCAGGUUCAACGUCCUUCCCCAAGCCCAUUCCCUGGAGCGUCCGCUGCACCUCCAACUAUUCCAUAGUUGACGCGGCCCGAGACUACGUGAACGAGGUUACCGCGUGCCCAGCUAUUGAGCUGUUCCACGCAUGGGGUAUUAUGUUCCUCUCAUUCCUGCCGAUGACGGGCUAUAUCAUGGCUGUGCUACCGCCCUCUUCUCCUGCAGUCGUCCCAACGGCAGACGCGGUCUACCAAUGCAUGACUGAGUGUAGAGCUGCCUACGCUUUGGCACCUCCGUCGCUCAUAACCCAAUGGUCGUGUGAUCUCAACCGAUAUCCGUAUCUAAGACAAAUGAAAGGAAUAGUGUAUGGCGGACGAUUCUUGAGUCGACCGGUUGGUGACUUGGUGGUUAAGAAUGGUGUUAGACUACAUACCGCUUACGGAACGACUGAGACGGGACUAAUCAGUACCAUCUUUCGAGCGACGGAUGAUGAAGAUUGGGAGUACUUCGAGAUCAACAGCCAGCUUAAUGGUGCCAUACUGCCAAACAAUGAUGCCGAGCAAUCGUACCGUCUAGUCGUCACAGCGGGACCAACACAAGCACUGCCAGUUAUCAACAGCGAGAUUGAUGGGAAAGAUGCACAUGUUCCCGGUGACUCGCUCCUGCCCCACCCAAACAAGCCCGGCUAUUGGAAGGUUCUUGGCAGAGUCGAUGAUCAGAUCAUGCUCUCUACGGGAGAGAUUGUCUACCCCUCUUCCAUAGAGUCGCAGCUAUGUCAAGAUGAACGCAUCAAGGGAGCGGUGAUGUUCGGCCGCGGCCAGUCCAAGGUCGGCGUCGUCAUCGAACUGGACUACGCAUCUGCGGCAAAGGAAGGAGAACACGAUUGCGUUAUCGACAUAGGCGACAUGGUCAUGCCUGUAGUCGAGAGGGUGAACGCGAUGUCACCGCCGUAUGCAAGGAUCGACAGACGCCUGACCAUCUUUGCGCACGAGUCCAAGCCGUUCACCUACUCGCUGAAAGGCACACCGCGGAGGGCUCUAGUAAUGAAGGAUUAUCAGCCAGAAAUUGAAGCGGCAUUCCAGCAGUACAAUGCGGAGGCAUCGCAAACUCAGAGUGUACCACUCAUACCCCUAUAGACGACGUGUACGAUAUACCCAUACUUAGCAAGUGGUCUGACCACUGAUACCCUCUCUGUGGACUUACGGUUCUGAUCACUUUGUUGUGAACGACAAGUUUAUUCCACAGCCCGAACGCCAGUUGUCGCCACACUUCUGUGUCCGGGCCCUUUAUAUUGAUCGACAAGCCACAAUGACUUCGAAUGUAACACGGCACCCGUUUUCCGCACCUGUACACCGCGACCGGGCGCACUUGGCAGGCUUUACCUGGGUUUGACUAUCUCUGUAUACAUUUUCCAGUGACACAUGCACGAAUCUGAAAAAUA
Molecule: messenger RNA, 2079 nt
Organism: Fomitopsis serialis
Lineage: Eukaryota; Fungi; Basidiomycota; Agaricomycetes; Polyporales; Fomitopsidaceae
Exons: 15
Coding region: 17-1774 (585 amino acids)
Biological process (GO): fatty acid metabolic process
Molecular function (GO): medium-chain fatty acid-CoA ligase activity
Source: RefSeq, a predicted model, not a curated record